UUACAUGUAAAUAUUUUAGUUCUCAAGUAAAUCUGUUCUGGAGGCGUACACAGGAUUUAUACGCAAUGUUAAACGUGCAGAUGACGCAAUUCGAGUAGCUCGAAUUAAACCUGCUUUUGAUAGAUUUUUACAGGAAAUGAGAAAGGAAAGGAAAGGAGAAAGACUGAGCCUGACAGAUCUGCUGGCAAAGCCUCAUCAACGAAUACCAAGAUAUCGUCUUUUAAUUCAGAGACUGCUGGAGCACACAGAUCCUGAGCACAGUGAUUAUCUGCUACUGAGGCGUGCAGAGCGGCAGAUUCAUGAACUUGCUCUGCAGAUAUCUAGUGUAGAGAAGGAAGCAACAGAACAGGAAAUAAGACAAGGAGUGCUGAAAAGAUUGGAACUGAUAGUUCAUGGUUUAGCUCCAGGAGAUCUAGCUAGUCAAUCUAGAACUCUAGUUAGACAGGAUUUAGUAAGCAGUUCAACGACGACCUGGAUUAGGAAGGAGAGAUGUAUAUUUCUGUUCUCCGAUCUUCUCCUGAUCACAACAGUGUCCAGGAGGGGGACCAGGUCCACCAAGGAAGGGAAGAAGAGUGUUAUUGGGUAAAGUUUUUCAUCUUAU
Eurytemora carolleeae is the source of this 601-nucleotide messenger RNA. RefSeq names its product rho guanine nucleotide exchange factor osg-1. The record is from RefSeq and is a predicted model, not a curated record. Gene Ontology annotation, molecular function: guanyl-nucleotide exchange factor activity. The transcript has 5 exons. Gene Ontology annotation, biological process: actin cytoskeleton organization. Lineage: Eukaryota; Metazoa; Arthropoda; Copepoda; Calanoida; Temoridae. The coding region runs from base 137 to 586 and encodes 149 amino acids.